Molecule: messenger RNA, 1647 nt
Organism: Bombina bombina (fire-bellied toad)
Lineage: Eukaryota; Metazoa; Chordata; Amphibia; Anura; Bombinatoridae
Gene: LDLRAD2
Product: low density lipoprotein receptor class A domain containing 2
Exons: 5
Coding region: 80-1243 (387 amino acids)
Molecular function (GO): protein binding
Source: RefSeq, a predicted model, not a curated record
UGUUGCACACUAGGACAAGAAACUGUGGACUCUUUACCUUCAUCGCAGAAUUAACAGUACGUAAAAAAAGAAUGUGAAGAUGGGCAAAAACAAGGGGAAAAGUUUACGACCGCUGUCAAAAUUAUUUGUUCUUUUAAGUUUUAUGAUGCAAGAAGCCUACCCCAUAGAAACAGCAAAUCUGGUAGACUUUUGUGGUCAAACAAUCAAAGGAGAUGGAAUGAUUAUUAACUCGCAUGGCGACUCUAGAAAAUACUACUUUGUCACCAUGGGAACAGACUGCCGACUGACCAUGCAAGCCACUGCACUGAAAGACAAAGUUCAGUUUCAGUUCCGCUUUUUCCUAGUCUACAGUCUCCUGCGCAUGUCCAAUAUCCAGAGUCAGACACCUGGGCCUGGAACAAAUAGUAGCAUGCAUGGAUCUUCCUCUUUAGAGACUACUAAGUCACCUAGAAGGGGCCCGGGGACUUUAUUUGACCCGUGCAAUGCCGGCUCUUAUGUGCAGUUCUAUGAUGGUAAAGACCAUAACUCUGAACCUUUAGGACCUCCUCUCUGUGGAAAAACCAUCCCUCGGCCAGUGUUGUCCACUAGCAACUAUCUGACUCUUCGGCUGGUCACUAGAGGGCAGCAGCCCAGAGUGGACUUUGUGGGUGACUUCACCUCCUUCAGAUUAGGAUUUAACACAUCAGAAUGCAGUGCUGAACCAUAUUUCCACUGUCACAAUGGGAAGUGCAUACCGUCCAGUCUGGUGUGUGACUCUAAAAGUGUUGACAACUGCGGAGAUGGGAGCGACCAGUCCACUAAACCUCCAGCAAACUGCAACGACCCUUCUUUGGACCACGGAGUGAGCAGCAAAGUGACGACAGGGACAGGAAGUCCUGAAGGGCAGUCCAGUAUCACAACAGCGAUAUCCCCAGUCUCUGAGGAAGGUGCAUCGACACCCUGGAACCACAAGCUGCUUAGCCCGGACAACCUACAGCACGAGUCAUCUGCAGUAAGAAAGUCAAACAGCCCUCUAGUCUACCUUUACGUUAUCUUAGGACUCGCAGUAGGCAUUGCGCUUCUCUUCUGGUGCUGCUGGUCUCCAGGGUGGUUCAUCUGGAGGAUCAGUGGGUGCAGAUCCAUCCCUUGCUGCAACUCCUUUUGCGCCUCUUGUCAUCUAUGUACCCGAAGCUGUGUCUUGAAGGACAAAAGUCGCCCCGGGAAAGUGACCCCCCAAAACACAGCCACUGUUGUACCAGUAUGAGGUUCAAACUUCAAUCCAUGCAAAUUUAAAGACAUAAAAGCAAGAUAGUCCUGAAACCAAGUUGACUUGAUACUUUGUGAUUAACUUUAAUAGACCAGAUGUCCUAAGGUAAAAACAUCUGUUUAAGCAGUUCUGGUUCCAAAUCUACCUCAAUGUAGUGCUCUGGUAGUAAUGCGCAGUAAGACACACAAUGCAUGAAGCUGACAGGGACCAUAUGGACAAAACACAAACAUAACCCAUCUGUGGCCUUAUGGGAUCUGUCAACUAUUUGCUCCCAUUCUUAUAUAUUUAUAAUCUAUGUAAAAAGUUCUGCAAGUUGUUUUUUCUUCUUCUUCUUUUUUUUAAUUUUUUGAUGACUCUUGAAAUAAUAAAAAUUGCAGCCCUGACAUGACAAGAACACAAAA